Messenger RNA from Melopsittacus undulatus (budgerigar), 1743 nucleotides. It is a transcript of the gene BMX, whose product is annotated as BMX non-receptor tyrosine kinase. The record is from RefSeq and is a predicted model, not a curated record. Gene Ontology annotation, cellular component: plasma membrane. NCBI's taxonomy places the organism in Eukaryota, Metazoa, Chordata, Aves, Psittaciformes, Psittaculidae. Gene Ontology annotation, biological process: B cell receptor signaling pathway; adaptive immune response; protein phosphorylation. Gene Ontology annotation, molecular function: non-membrane spanning protein tyrosine kinase activity; protein binding.
ACAAUUCUAGGAGAGCUUUUAAAGAAGUCACAACAGAAGAAAAAAUUAUCACUAAUUAAUUACAAGAAAAGCUUGUUUGUUCAGAUGAGAGCAAAACUUUCUUAUUAUGAAUAUGACAAAAGGAUAAGAAAUAGAAAAAAAGGAUCAAUUGAGAUAGAGAAAAUACAAUGUGUUGAAACAGUGAAUCUUGAGGAAGCACCACCUCCUGCAAGACAAUAUCCUUUUCAGGUUAGCCAUGAAAUCUGUUUCAUUUACAUUUCAUAUGUGAUUCUUCAUUGUACAACUGUGUCUCUAAAACCACUGCCUCCAGUCCCUCAAAUGCUGUGGAAGCAUAGAAGCGUGCCUCAAGUGCCAUCACCAGACAAGUCAGUCCUUAAUAUGGCUGUGGCAAAGUGCAACUAUGAACCCAAAGGAAAUUCAGCUAUCCACCUUGUCAGAAGCAAAAAAUGCUAUGUAUUGCAAGAGGAAGAUUCUGACUCAUGGAAUGCAAGGGAUUUAGAAGGAAAUUAAGGUUUUGUACUGAGCACUUACUUGAGGAAGAUAUCUCUGAGUGAUGAUGAGCCAAUGGAAAACUCCAGGGUCAGUGAACAAGCACUGGCAGAGCAGAAUAUCGUUAAGCAUGAUUGGUAUGCUGAUAGUAACUCCUGUGGCCAGCCUGAGCAGCUGCUCCAUAAGGAAAAAGAAGGCACUUUUAUGGUUCGGAAAUCUAGCCAAGCAAGCAUGUAUACUGCGUCUGUGUACAACAAGCUUCCAAAUAAAAAGGGAACAGUCAGACAUUACCAUAUGCACAAAACUCCUGAGAACAAGUAUUACCUUGCUAAAAAUUACUUUGAAUCAAUUCCCAAGCUUGUACACUACCAUCAGCACAACUCAGAUGGAUUCGACACUGGGUGCCGGCAGCCUGGAGAAGCUGCUCCAGAACCAGGCUCAGGGACCUCAGCUGAAGUAGAGACACUGGGGCCGUUGGGCCCUGCUGGCGCAGAGGCCUAUUUUGACUGGCCCCUGGCAGCUCUCUGCAGACAGGAUGGCAUACUGCCCCAGCCCAUCCAGGACCUGCUGGUUCUGCUGAAAAAGCAUGGGACAUCCAGAGACGAGAUCUUCCGGUGGGCAGCCAGCGAGCAUGCCUCCUGUGAGAUCAAGGAGGCCCUCAACAGUGGGGUUGAAGUCCACCUUGGGAGCUGGCCUGUGCUGCUGCUGGCUGCCAACUUCAAAAUGGUGCAGCUCAUUCAGUUUGUCAUUGAACACCAGGAAGAACUCCUUGUGGAGGAGGUGGCUGGGCUGGCCAGCCAGGGGGAUGAGGAGCCAUCAGCACUGCAGAUGGCACCAGAAACAGCAGAGGUGCCUCCCAUCACUCCCAAAAGUGAACACCUGAAGAGCUCUUCCAGAGAGAGAAAGUAUGUUCUGGAUGACCAGUAUAUAAGCUCACUAGGAACCAAGUUUCCAGUAAAGUGAUCAGCACCGGAAGUUUUUCAUUGCAUCAAAUUUAGCAGCAAUUCAGAUGUAUGGGCCUUCGGUAUCUUAAUGUGGGGCAUCACUUUGGGAAAGCACCCCUGCAAGGUUUGUGAUAACAGGAAGGUGAUCGAGAAAGUUUUUCAAGGAUACAAAAUUUAUAGACUGCAACUGGUUCCGGACAUCAUCUACCAGAUAAUGUACAACUGCUGGCAUGAGCUACCAGAAAAGUGCCCUGCCUUUUAUCAGCUUUUAUCUUUUUUUGAGGCACUGAGAGAAGACAACAGAACUUGA